AUGGAAGAUGUUCGCCGAAUGCACAGAGUGCCCAAACUUGUGCGAUUCAAUAAACACAACAAAGAGGAUUGCUACACUCCUAAGAUGGUUUCCUUUGGCCCUUAUUACCAUGGCUCGCCAGAACUUCGCAUGGCAGAAGAACUCAAGCGUCAAGUCCGUAGGGACUUUGUUUCAAGCAGAUGCACAGAAUUAUUCUACGACAAGAUCUCACAAGUGAUCGACCAGAUUAGAAAUUGUUACGUUGGUGUUUCUACAGAUGCAUAUGAUGAUCGAGCACUAGCAGAAAUGAUGCUUCUAGAUGCAUCUUUCGCUAUAUAUAUCAUGGAGGUCAACUUGGAAGAUAUCGAAAAAUGUGAACACUCCCGUCAGUAUCUUGGAAUAGCUGCAACGCCAGUUGUAACCGAGGAUCUGAUUUUGUUCGAGAAUCAAAUUCCACUCCGGGUUAUUAAGCUCUUGUGUGACUUAAUGCAUGGAGAACACACUUUCUAUAAGUUCUUAAGAUUCUUUGCUUUUAAGAAUAUCAGGCUAAUAACAAGAAUUCCUGUAGAAGACGAAGGGCUACCACUACACCUUCUGGAUGCUUCCUAUCAACUACUUGUCAAAGAAGUGGAUAAUGCAGGAGAAGAGCCUUUUGACCGAUAUCAAUGGUGGCAGUGGAGGAGAGGAAAUCUAAAUGAAUCGAGAGAAUACAAUCGUCAAUCUCGUUCAGUCACCAACCUCAAAGCAAAGGGCAUCCACUUUAAACCUAGUUCUUAUUGUUUGAAGGAUAUUAAGUUCAAAUCCUACAUAUUUUUUGGGCAACUUCAACUCCCGGUUUUAUUUUUUCAUGCUAAUUCCAAGCUAAUAUUUAUGCAAUUGAUUGCACAUGAAAUGAGUCUAAAAAACGAGUAUAAAUAUACUGUAUUAUGCUACAUUAAUUUCAUGCAAUCGCUCAUUGUUAAAUCUGAAGAUGUCAAGGAACUGAGAGAAAAGAAGAUACUCUUCAGCAACCUGGACAGUGAUGAACGGAUUGUAGAAGUAAUCAAAGGGAUUGAUACUCACGGACGUGAAACUGACUUUAUUUUUGAUGAGGUGAAGACGAAAAUUGAGAAGCACUGCAGCAGCAAGGGAAAAACAUGGUUUGCUGAACUAAUUCACACUCAUUUUCACAGUCCAUGGACUUUUACUGCCUUACUGGCUGCCAUUUUUCUUCUUUGCUUAACUUUUCUCCAGACCUAUUACACAAUGAAUCCUCGCAAGUAA
Molecule: messenger RNA, 1242 nt
Organism: Olea europaea var. sylvestris
Lineage: Eukaryota; Viridiplantae; Streptophyta; Magnoliopsida; Lamiales; Oleaceae
Product: UPF0481 protein At3g47200-like
Exons: 1
Coding region: 1-1242 (413 amino acids)
Source: RefSeq, a predicted model, not a curated record